Lactuca sativa (garden lettuce) is the source of this 870-nucleotide messenger RNA. The record is from RefSeq and is a predicted model, not a curated record. NCBI's taxonomy places the organism in Eukaryota, Viridiplantae, Streptophyta, Magnoliopsida, Asterales, Asteraceae.
AUGGUGAGAACUCGAACCGGAUUUGAAAACGGUAAUCAACAACCUGAGCCACGAGUGAUUGAGCGUGCACCAGAGUUAGAAGAAGGAAACUAUAGUAGAACCGUUAGUCAAGCCGAACCACAAGUGGUUAGGAGAAAUAACCAGGAUGAAGGAAUUGAAAGGAACAGAUGCAAGUAUAAAGACUUUACAAAUUUCAAACCAUCAACUUUUACUGGGAAAGAAGAUCCAAUCGAAGUUAUGGAUUGGAUCUCUGAGAUGGAGCUAGCUUUCAUAACAUGUGGUUGCAAGGAAAAGCUGCAAACCACUUAUGUUGUGCAUCAGUUUAUGGGCGGGUUGUUUGGUAACAUGUACAUUGAUGAGUAUAUGAAUGCCUUCACAGACAAGAUGGAGUUUUCUUUGCGCAUCGUCCCUGAAGAGCUAACAAAAAUUAAUAAGUAUACAAAGGGAAUACCAUGGGAGUACACUAUGCCAGUGCGCCAGGCACUUACUCUUGAGGCGGCCAUUUGGGAUGCUAAGUAUGUCGAAGAAAUGAUUAAAGUCAGAACCACCAAUAAGGUUGAAGUUGGCGAGAAGAGGAAGUUUGAGGGUUCUUCAAGAUCCGAAAAUAAAAAUAGGUUUAUGAAGUCUGACCUCAACAACAAGAGGUAUAGGGAUGGCAUUGAAGAAAAGUGGUGUGACAAGUGCAGAAGGAAGCACAUUGGGAAAUGCUAUAAAGAGGUGACCUACUUCAAAUGCGGGAAGUCUGGUCACUAUGCCAACAAAUGCACAACCAAGAGAGAAUUCUACUUUAAGUGUGGUGAAGAAGGACACUUCAAGCAAGACUGCCCAGAGAGGGAACGAGCUACAAAGCCAAUCGCACCGCCGAAGUGA